This is a messenger RNA of Somion occarium, 756 nucleotides long. The record is from the annotation of a GenBank genome assembly. NCBI's taxonomy places the organism in Eukaryota, Fungi, Basidiomycota, Agaricomycetes, Polyporales, Cerrenaceae.
AUGCAAUAUGUUAUGGAAUUCUUUCACCAUCCUACAAAGCUUGCUAAGGAGUCUAUGUUACCAAUGGGUUCAACUAUAUCACCAAACCAGCUUCAGAGGACAAUAUUUUCUAGGGACCUAGUGGAACUUCUCUGCAAGAUUUUUAGCAAAGAUGCUGAAUAUCUUAGAUAUUCUCAGGACAUCUCAAGCCAUCAGCUAUCUUCACAUAUCAUUGAAUAUCCUAAUUGUCCUCUUCAUAUUAUUAUUGAUGAAAAAGCCCUUCUUGCAGGCCUUUAUAAACUCAGCAAUGAUACUAUGGAUCAGGCAGCCCAAUUUUCCUAUCCUGUUUUUCAAUUCAUUUUAGAAAGAAAUCGAACAGUAACAAGUCGCACCUUGUUUACUGCACUAGAGAAAAGCACUUCUCCCUCUGCAUUUGCACUUCAAUCUCUGGGCUAUAGUCUAAUGACUAGCUCUCACAAAAAUGCUAUGAGAACUGAUGUUUGUGUUGCCAAAAUACAGAAUGACAUAAUAGAUGUCUCACCAUAUGGCAUUCUAGUUCUGUUCACUGGAGGUGGAGAGGGUUGGAUGGAUGACUGGAAAUUUGCACAGUGCAUUCUUGCUGCUUCUCAAAGGGAUUGGCAGGUGGAAAUUCUUGCCUGGAACAACACCACCACUGAAAAGAAAGCAUGGUACAAUGCUAUACCAGGAUCUAAUAGUUCCAAUUCUAGCUGCAUUACUUUUCUGGAGAUGUUUUAUGGCAAUAUUUUCUCUCUGUGA